Oncorhynchus keta (chum salmon) is the source of this 2679-nucleotide messenger RNA. Its product is annotated as ras-related protein Ral-B. The record is from RefSeq and is a predicted model, not a curated record. Lineage: Eukaryota; Metazoa; Chordata; Actinopteri; Salmoniformes; Salmonidae. The coding region runs from base 221 to 847 and encodes 208 amino acids. The transcript is spliced from 5 exons. Gene Ontology annotation, biological process: Ras protein signal transduction. Gene Ontology annotation, cellular component: plasma membrane. Gene Ontology annotation, molecular function: GTPase activity; GDP binding; GTP binding.
GUCAGGCUUCUUCCUCCCUGUAUGUCCGGAAGGUGGGGUUUUGAGUUGCAGCGGACGGUCGGUUUGUGUUGGAACAGUGGAACUCGGCAGCCCUAUGCCUCGCUAUUCACCAUUAAUGCACUUAUCAAGAUAGCAGCAAGAAAGGGGAAACGUCAAAAUCUUGCUUUGGUGGUGUCAGUGAGUGUUUGGACAUAGUGACGGUGUGUGACAGAGACCAGAGAUGGCUGCCAGUAAGAGUAAGACCCAGAGUUCUCUGGCCUUGCACAAGGUCAUUAUGGUGGGGAGUGGUGGCGUGGGCAAGUCCGCCCUCACACUGCAGUUCAUGUACGACGAGUUUGUGGAGGACUAUGAGCCCACAAAGGCAGACAGCUACAGGAAGAAGGUGGUGCUAGAUGGAGAGGAGGUCCAGAUCGACAUUCUGGACACGGCUGGACAGGAGGACUAUGCUGCCAUCAGAGACAACUACUUCAGGAGUGGAGAGGGCUUCCUGCUAGUCUUCUCCAUCACAGAACACGAGUCCUUCACAGCUACUGCAGAGUUCAGGGAGCAGAUACUGCGGGUGAAGGCAGAGGAGGAUAAGAUUCCUCUGUUGGUUGUGGGGAACAAGUCUGACUUGGAGGACCGCAGACAGGUCUCUGUAGACGAGGCCCGAGCCAAGGCAGAGGAGUGGGGGGUGCAGUAUGUAGAGACAUCAGCUAAGACACGAGCCAACGUUGACAAGGUAUUCUUUGACCUAAUGCGAGAGGUGCGAGGCAAGAAGAUGUCGGAAAACAAGGACAAAAACGGCAAGGGAAAGAACAAGAAUAAGAACAAGAAGAGUUUCAAAGAGCGAUGCUGUUUACUCUGAACCCAACAUAGACCUUUACAACACAAAACACCACAAUCUAUUGUUACUCUGAGGAACCAACCAGCUCAGAAUCACAUCAGAACAUCCAUCCUCACAUUGAGUCAAAAGUUUUAGAUUUGUUUUUAAUCUGGCCAUAGGAGGUUUGUUUAGCAGGUAUGGGGUUAGUUCCAUUUCAACUCUGUCAAUUCCAUAAGUAAACUAAAAUUCCAGUAGCAAUUUUGCUCAUUGCUUUUCAAUAAGGGAAAUUGGAAUUUCAGUUUACUCCUAGAAGUGAAAUGGAAUUGACCCCAACCCAGGUCUUUACCACGUUCUCAACCACUGUUUUUGCAACUAAAACUUAAGGUUAGAUAGCCUGACUGUUUCUUGUUUUUAAUGGAAGGUGGCCAUUGUUCUGCUACUCUGUGACUUGAUCUGCAAUGCCUGACCGCUCCCCUGAUAACAACCUAAUGACCAAACUGCCUCCAACACUAACUUCAGUCUGCUUUGAUCUUUUUCUGUCUAUCUCAAUAGAUCUGUCCUUUAUGAUCAAUUUAUACCAUUUAUUUUCAUCAAGAAUGGGCCUUGAGACAUUUUUGUCUAGAAUGGGAAUGGAUCUGUGAAUGGGGAUUGUUUCAGUCAAGCACAGAAAUGUAGCGAAACUCAUUUCAAUGCUUUGCACUGAUGUCUAUAUGGUCAUGGACAUCACCACUAAUCUGUGUUUCUUAAUGAAAAAAAAAAGAUUUCCUAGUUAGUAAGAGUUGGGGACUAAGACUGAACUUGUCAUUGUUUCCUUUACAAUAGGAUAAAGCAAUUGUCAAUCAAGAAGGCUCAUUGCCUAAGGAUUCAAAGCACAUGUGGGGGCCAGGAGUUUCUUCGGGUCAGUUUACAUUGUCAGGAAAAACUCCUGAACCUAGUCUAAGAAUGAUGGAUGUUGAGGUGUGAAGUUGUAAGUUUACUAACCAGAACUCCCGUGGCAGUUAGCAUGCAGUGUUUUUGGAGCCACCUGCUGGCACUUAUUGGGUACUUCCUGGUAAAUACAGGAACUAAAAUGGAACUUUGCCACAUUUAUUAGUCUGUGCAAUAUGGGUCAGUUGGCACCAUAAGAGGAGAGUGAGAUUUAAGUACACUCUGCGUUGCCAUUAACUAUCAGCCAGUCGUCAGCUUUGGGUUAUUAAUAUUUGUACUUAUUAUGGAUUUUAUUCUAAUGCUUUUGUAGAAAGUGCACUACAUUGUUGCCAAUACCUUAAAAAAUAAGAACUCUUCAAAGUUCCCAUGCUGGAGAAUGCUAAAGCAGUUUGUGCCAACACCAUUAAGGAUAUCAUGAAAUAGGCUACCAACUCACUGAUAUAGGCUACCAACUCACUACCAAUUCACCCCUCUAUAUAAAUAAUGUUUGUAUAUUAACUGAGUGUAUGUAUGUAGGUAUGUAUGUGCAUCAGACAACAGUUGAUACUUCUGGUUCAUUUGUGUCUGUGUGAACGAACUUUGGUCAUGUUCAUUAGGCAUCAAAUUGAACAAAAUGGACAGGCACAUGAAGGGACUACCUGGACUUGACCAAUAGGAAAUUGAUUAUUUUUUUUCUACAUAAAAUAAUGUAUUGUGCCCUAAUGAAUGCUACUCUGGUGAGGGACACAGCUCAUUUGCUGUUAUUGUUGGAUCAGUCACUCUGUUCUGCCCUACAACAGUAAAGUAAUAUUUCCAACAACCACUGUCCUAAUCAUUCUGCUCUUUGAUAACAAUGUGUGUCCUACUCUUUUCUUUUAAAGUUAGUCUAUUAUUGCUAGAUUUUCACCUUUUCUGAACAAAAAAUACUUCAAAAUAUGUUGCCAAAUAAAUGCUUUUUUCUUUGUAAA